This is a messenger RNA of Daucus carota subsp. sativus, 621 nucleotides long. RefSeq lists its product as uncharacterized. The transcript has 2 exons. Lineage: Eukaryota; Viridiplantae; Streptophyta; Magnoliopsida; Apiales; Apiaceae. Bases 16 to 450 code for a protein of 144 amino acids. The record is from RefSeq and is a predicted model, not a curated record.
GACCCCAACUGAUGAAUGGACUCGCAAGAAACACGUAAAGCCUUUGUAUUAUGUAUACAAAUAGAAAUACAUGUACAAGCAGUUGGUGAAAGACAGGGGGAGGUGAAGAUGUUUGAGAAUAUAACAGCAAGUGAAGUAGCAGGCUAUGGAGUGGGUGCUCUUCUCUUAUAUACAACUCUCUCUGCUACCAAAAUUGAUUCUGUCAUUUCUACUUCCCAGCGCAGCUCUCUUGGUAUGUGCAAAAGAUGCGGCGACCUUAAGUUGAUUGCUUGCUCAAAAUGCAAGGGACAAGGAAUUAUCAGAGAAAACAUGUUUUUUAAUUUUAAUGCUAUGGAUGAUCUCUCUCAGUCAUUUGGUGGCAACUCCAGGAAGGGAUCUCUGUCUUGUAAAAAUUGCAGGGCCAGAGGACACUUUAGCUGCCCGGAAUGUUCUAAGGCAUCUCAAUCUUGAUACUAUUUUAUUCCUUUUAUUUUUCUCAGUUAUAUAGAUCUCACUUCAAUUAAACUGCGUUGUGCCUUGAAAGGUUUUUAUUGCUCUUGUUUUUAUUUCUCUUCCAAAUAUGAUGAUGUCAUGAACCUAAAUCAUUUUUUCAUAAUAAUAUAAUAAAUAGCUCAUAGUAAA